Messenger RNA from Procambarus clarkii (red swamp crayfish), 6513 nucleotides. RefSeq names its product vacuolar protein sorting-associated protein 33B. NCBI's taxonomy places the organism in Eukaryota, Metazoa, Arthropoda, Malacostraca, Decapoda, Cambaridae. Gene Ontology annotation, cellular component: CORVET complex; lysosome. Gene Ontology annotation, biological process: vesicle-mediated transport; intracellular protein transport. The record is from RefSeq and is a predicted model, not a curated record.
AGGCCAAGCAUGAUGACUCCGGCUGUUAGUAUUAAAAUUUGUCUUUUCCUGGUGACCGGAUAUAUUUUCAUCUUGUUGCGGGCCCUUCAAGGCUAAGGGGAUUAAGGUUUAGCCAGAUUACUCUCACUGACAGACAUCUUUUCUAAAAAUGAGAGAGAACAAAGCUAAAGAUCGCAUGGUUGGGACACAUCCAGUGUCAGUAGUACUGGGCUACCUAAAGGAAAAAAGUCACAUGUACAAACUAUUUUACAGUACAUUAUAUAUUAUAGUACUGUAUAUUACAAGUACGGUACAGUACAAUUAUUAAAUAUUAAUUUUGUUAAUAUCUACUGUGCAGGCACAGUACAGUACUAUUAAAAUUAUAAGCAUCUAGUCAAAAUAUGGAGAGUGUGAGCACUAGAUAUUGCUACAACAUUGUUUAGUGCUAUUUUGGGAAAAAUCUGAGUUCUCUUCAGGAUUUGGGAGAACUAUUUCAUUAGUAAGUUCAGAGAUUUCUACUAUUUAGAGGUUGUACUGUACAGUACACUAUACUAUAUACUGUAUAAUAGUUUUACUGGCUUAGAGGAUUUUCAUCAUAAUUAUGGUACAGUACAAUAGUAUUCAAUAUGAUGCAAUAACUCAUAUAACAUUUCUUCCCUGAGGUAUAGAAAUGAUCUCAACAUUAACAAAGAAAUAAAAGUACAGCCUGUAGUUUCAAAAUGUAGAUGUAGAAGCACGUAAAACUUGGAGCCAAGGUCAAGGAAGAGACAAAAAAAAAAGACCAUCAUUAUUUAAACUUUUUUGUAACAUUAAAACCCCCAAAGUAAGAAAAUGUCUCAGCCUCAGAGUUUAGGGCUAGAUGUAGAAAUUCUGCGUCGUUUGAGCCGGGAUCGUCUUGUGCGAGUCCUUGAGGAUGCACCUGGUGCCAAAGAUCUGAUCAUUGAUGGUGACCUCAUGAAGAUGCUUGACCGUAUCUCAGGAGCAACACUUCUAAGGAGUCAUGGCGUAGAGAAAAUGUACAGAUUGGAUCGCUUGCCACCGCCUGUGCAGAGUGCUCAGCGUGUAUACGUAGUGCAGCCGUCUCUUAUCACUCUUAAAUAUGUAGCAGACCAUGUGCACUCUGAUAAACUCAACCAUCCUGAUAUACACAUUCACUUGGUGGUAGUGCCUCGCCUUGUGUCGUGGGUGACGGCACUGUUGGAAGAGGAGGGUCUGUAUGGCGUUGUCAUGCUUCACGAGUUUACCCCCGACUUCAUCCCUCUUGAUAAUGAUCUCCUCUCCUUGGAAAUGACAAACUUCUUCAGGAAUGCUUUCCUGGAGGGGGAUUUUUCUGGGUGUGUGAGUGUGGCCCGGGCUAUCAAUACCUUACAGGGGCUUUAUGGGCGCAUCCCUAAUGUGCUCGCCCAUGGCAGAGCUGCUAAGGCAGUCAUGAAUACCCUCGAAAUCCUCAAUGAACAAGAUUCACCCAAAAAAGUCCAUCAGACUCCAGAGAUCGGCCAUCUUUUUAUUUUUGAUCGUGAUGCUGACUAUGUAACCCCACUUCUCACUCAACUGACAUAUGAAGGUGUAUUAGAUGAGCACUUUGGCAUUCAUGCUGGGGUGGUGGAGUUCCCAUCUGACGUUGUGGGUCAAGAUAGUCCUCGAAAGGUGCCACUCAAUAGCAAGGACACUAUUUAUGACAACAUUCGCAAUAGACAUUUUGCUGGCGUGUCGAGCUACUUGAUUACUAGAGCUCGUGAGGUAAAAGCAAAGAAAGAUCAGGCUCAGAACAUGACUACUGGGCAAAUUAGAGACUUUGUGGCAAAUGAACUGCGCACACUACAGGCUCUACAGGCAACACUUGGCCUGCAUUUAAAAGCAUGCGAGACAAUCACAAAAUCUAUGAGACGAGAUUUUGAAACCCAGCUUGCAACAGAGCACGGACUCGUGACCAGAGCAGGGAAUUCGGGCAAGGCAAUGAAAUUUUUAAACGACUGUUUAGCCCGCAUGUUACCUCUGGCUGCCAACCUCCGUCUUCUAUGCCUCUACUCACUCACGCAAGAUGGCAUCUCCCGCCAAGAGUAUGAAAAAAUCACAUCGCAAGUUUUGACCGCUCAUGGCCAUAAACACCUGGUCACUCUCCAUUAUCUUCGCCAGCUUGGAUUGCUUGCAGUUGCCGACACAUCAAAUGUUAGUACUGGAAGUGGUGUGAGUAAUGCUCCCCUACAAGAUCGUUUGGCACAAGUAACCUCUUUGUUACCAAAAAAGGGAUCUGGUUGGCGUACAGCUGCAAAACGUUUUCGUCUCAUUCCUGAUGCUGAUGAGCCAAUUGAUCUCCACAAUCCUACUCAUAUGAGUUAUGUUUUUAAUGGUGCAUAUACACCAGCUAUCCCCAAAGUGGUUGGUGAUGCCCUCACUGGACGAGGUACCCAGUCUCUCUCGGAUAACUUAAAGGUUCUACCCGGAACAACGGCAAUCAUUACACCGCCUGCAGGUUCUGCAACCGGUCCUCGUGUGGCAUUAGUGGUGGUGCUGGGUGGGAUAACAUAUGCAGAGGUUGCAGCAUUCAGACUUUUGGCUUUGACAUCUGCAACACGCAUUAUAUUGGCCUCCACUAACACUGCUACCGGAGCUCAGCUUGUUUUAUCUGUUGCACAAGAAUGACUGUAUUAUAUUGCCAUAUGUUGAUCUAUGCAUGUUUAUGAAAGCUUUUAUAGUGUGUAGUAGUGUGGACGCAAACCAAUAACUGGUGAGCAUUAAACAAUAACCUUAAAUGGUUAGUAAAUGGUCUAUCCAUCUACCUUUAUCUACCUAUCUCUUCCCAACUAGUUAGGUUGAUACGUGUGCAAAGAGUCUCAUACACAAAUAAAUGUAUAUUUUAUAAGAAAAGAAAUUUAAACAAUUAAAGAAGAUGCAUACAUCUUCAUAUUAAUCUGAUUGAAAUAGUAAAUGUAGACUUGUGCAUUGUUUGAUUACUUUUUUAUCCUUUAUUUGGCUCUCAAAGUUUAUUGAUCUCAAUACAUUCAUUCUCGGUGCUUCUCCAUUACGCAUAGUCUCUUGGCAUCCCUCUUCAUAGUCAUAGCCUUUGACAACAUUCACUCCUUAUAUACAAAGCAUAAAUGAACACAUACUGUACAUGCCUGAAAUAAGAUACAAUCCCCAACAGCAUAGGUAAUAACUGUAAUUCAUGUGGAUCAUUGAAGAUUCAAAUGAAGGCGUCAAAAGUAUGAAAUUGUUGUCUUACAGGCCAGGCCAUCCUGGUAAUUAACCUACAAAGCUUUGCCUGGUUAGUAGGAUGCUGAUCUCAUAGUUUUGAUGCCCAAGUUUGAAUCAGGGAUGAUACAAGUCAAUGAAAUGCCUAAAAUUCAGCAUUAACAAAUGAUGAAGUACUUUUAUAUUUUACAGCUUUAUGGAUUGUCAGUUUCGAAGAAACACAUUGCUCAAGAAUGAAUCAUUAUUUUCCAACAUUUCCACACUAAUGAGCUGACUCAAGCUUAGACUGCAUAUCUAAUAGUGAGUAAAAGAAGCUGAAAAUAAGGUAAAGCUUUGAAUGGUGUUUGUGCUCUAUAUUUGUUGCUGACUGUAUGACUGGAGCCUGCAAAAGCCUAGUGAAUCGCUGCAAUUUGAUAAAUGUGUUCUAACCUUGUAAUAAAUUGAAGAGGUUUAAGGACAGGGGUUCGAUCCCAUCAUACAGCCUGUGUAUUUUCUCAUGGAUCUAGAUUUUAUGAUUUUAUCGUGCAUUUAUAGUGCGUUUGGAUUUCCAAUAUCAUACUGCAAUUUGAUGUAGUUUAAUUCUCCGGACAAUAAAAAUAUUGAGCACCUCUGACAUGAGCAAUUGUAUAAAAUUAGUUUUAUAUAUCAUGUUUACAAAUUCAUGUUUAAUUUGAUUUUUUAAACAGGUUAUAUUUUGCCACAUACAGUAUACUGUACUAUAUACAGUAUGUCAUUCAGUUUUGAUGUACUGUACUGUAUUGAUAUAUAUUUAUUUUCAUUGAUUAAAUACUGUAUGCUUUGAGUUAUUCUAGUGACUUAUGUUAUGCAGUACCAAUAUAAUUAAAAAUUUUGCUCAGUGAUUAAACACUGUUUAGUGAACUACUUGUAUGUAAUUUUGGGAAAAAUACGUUUCACUUGUAUGGUUUACACGUUCAUGUCAUGUCAAUCGACAAAAUAAGUCACAAGAACAUAUCUGAAACAAAUAACCCAACCCAUCUAUACGAAAUAAAAUAAAAAGUGACAGUUUGUCUUUCCUGGACCGACAUAAAGUCCUAAUAAGGGACCAGGGCUGACCGAAAGAUCACUUUCACUUCAUGUGUGGAGUGAAUUAUACAACAGCAACCUUUAAAGCAGGAUGGCACAUGCAAAAUUCUAACCAAAAAAAUCACAUGUUCCACUUUUUCCUCUGCUUAGCAUUUAAAAUGCAGUACAGUAUUACAAUGCACUUUGCAUUUCAGAAGUCUUAUUUUCACAUGCAACUCUUGAAUUAAGCAGUAAGAAAAAUUUUGGGACACCUACCCAAAUAAUCCAGCAGUACAAGGGAAGGACAAAUGAAUAAUUGGAAUAACUGAUGAAAAUUAAAUUGACGGAAAGUGAAUGGGCAGAGUUUGAGUGCGUGCUGUAAACACUCACAAGUAUUUGUUGUGGAGUUAGGGGUGGUAAUGCCCCUUGAAUUAGUUGUAAAGUACCUUCACCCACGAGUUAUGGAGUUGAAGCAGUCUAAGAUGAAUCUCUUAUUAGGUAUUGUAACUGAAAUAGGUAUAUUGUACUACUACUACAGGACAGGUUUUGUUUCUUAAAGUAACUGAAACUACAAGGUAGUUUCAGUUAUAUAGGUACAUUAUAUAAAUAAAUACAUGUGUAGCAGUGUAUAUUAUAUGCAAGAGAUGCACGUGUUUGUAAUCUGAUGUGCCUUGUAUUCCAAUCAUAUUUUAUCAAUACAUUCCUCUGUUCAGAUAUACUGUACUUUAUUGUAAUACAGUAUAUAUUAUCCAUAUUGCAUUAAAAGUUUCUUCUGAGUAUUUAUAGAUAAUGAUGCCACUAUCUUAAUUUAUUUCUAUAUAAAUGCUUGAAAAUAAAUGCCUUUGAAGGGAAAUAUAGAAAUACUUUAUUUUUUGUUCCAAGCCAUUCAUUCAAAAUCUUUAUUAAAAUAUAAUUAAACAUUAUAUUUUAAAAUAUUAAUUGAUGGACAUGCUAUGAAUAAAUCAUUUAUCUCAUGAUAGUGUAGAAAAAUAUUGUAAAAUGUAUUGUAGUCAAAUUCCAUGCACAAAAAGUAAUACAUACAGUAUUUACUCUGUACACUAUGCUACAGACUCUGGUAUAAGGAAGUCUCUUAGGAAUACAAUUGUGUCAUAACACCAUCUAUCAUUCUGCUAUACAAUUAGCUGCAAAAUCCAGUCUAGUAAAUUAUAGAAAUAUCUUAAGAAUAAAAUAACAAUUACAUCAACAGUCAUAAAUCAUAAUACUGUACUGAAGUUUCAAAUACUUUAAACUUUGUCAGCAUUUUAAUGACUUGUUCCUAUAUUAUGUACCAGUACAACAAUUGUUUCUUGACAUUUUGAAGGCAUGAUAACUUUCCAACACUUGUACAUUCCAUAUUCAUGGUGCAUUAUGGUUCCUAUAAGGGAAAGGGUAGUAGGGAAGAAUGUGUGAAUUAUAGGGAAAUACUUUACUUAGUAUCAAAGAAAAAAGUGUAUGCAAGGAUGCAAAUUGAGAUAAUUAGAAAUAAUUGAAUGAGGAUAGAAAAGGCAAUGAAGCAUUUAGGAUAGGGGUAGGGUUGACAGAACAAGUUUUUACGUUAAGAGUGGUGGUCGAAUGUUUUCAACAUUUCAUUGUCACAUCAACAUCAUGUGCCCAGAUUUGCCCAGGGAAAAGAAGCGUGGAAUAAUAUAUUAAAGAAAGGAUGAGGGAAAGGAGUUUAGAGUGCAUGAAAUAGUGAAAAGUGUGAUAACAGAAUCUUGUUGAGAAAUUUCUACUGUGCCCAUCACCUGAUGGAUAGCCCCUCAGAAAGGUUUAAGGCAUUGAUGCUAUAUAUAUUAGAUAUAAUACUGUCUAUUCUACUAGAAUGUAUGUUUUACACAUAGCAUAUACUGUAGUUUGGGUUAGGAAGAGGAAGGGAAUCUUGAAACUUCCAUUUUACAUCUGGAGCAUGAUAUUGUAUAAAGCUGAGUGUGGAUUCUGUUUGUCAGCUUUCAGUAAAUAUUUUCUCAGUACAGUAUACUGUACUCUGUCAAUUUGUACUGGUUUAAGAGCUGGAAAAAUUGUGCGAGAAAAAUCACUCAUUGACGAACCAAAUGUUUGAACAGAAAGACGCGACAUUCAGAGGUGUUAUGCUCCACAUACUGUUGCUUUAAAAUAACAACACAGACAACAGUAUAUUGAUUUGUAAAUUUGUGUUAAAUGGAAAAUUAUUUGUUUGACGUCAGCUGAGCUUAAGUAUUGUAUGGGAUAUACUCUACAGUAAAUGUAUGCCAAAUAUUGGCAACAAUAUAUUUAUGUUGAAGUGUAUAUAUCACAGAUUUUGUUAUUUAUUAUUUAUUAAUAAAAUAUGCUAUAGUAUUA